UGUGUGUGUUCCAGAUGAAGAAGGAGCUGGCUGACAACGACUCCAUCAGUCAGGAGGUGGUCGGUAACGCCCACAUCGAAAACUACGCCUUAAAGAUGUUCCUCUACGCCGACACCGAAGACCGGGCCGCCCGCUUCCACAAGAACAUGAUAAAGUCUUUCUACUCGGCCAGUCUGCUGCUGGAUGUCUUGUCUGUGUUCGGGGAGUUGUCAGAGGAGAACAUCCAGCACAGGAAGUACGCCCGCUGGAAGGCCACCUACAUCCACAACUGUCUGAAGAAUGGAGAGACGCCUCAGGCCGGGCCCAUCGGCAUGGACCAGGACGGGGAAGCAGACGAGUACGGAGCUGAAGGUUCCUCGGGUCAGGGUUUCUCCCACAUGGGUUCCUUCAGGGGCGGGCCUUCCUCCGGGUCCUUCGAGGACCACGACCCGAGUUUGGGUCCGGGUCCAGCCCCAGGGAUCGGCUUUACUCCGGGGCCAGGAUCGGUGCCAACGGGCCCGCCAACCACAAACUUCAACAACAUCCACAUCCCGCCAGGAGCCCACGCGCCGGCCAACACUCCCGCUGAGCUGCCUCCACCCACAGCAGAAGCCGUGAAACCAGUGCCUCUUCCCAGAUCAGUGCCUACUGUGGACCCCACACUGAUCCACGGCCAGCAGCAGGGCGGAGUCCAUCUCACCCCGGAGGACUUCACCAAGGCGCAGAAGUUGUGCAAGUACGCUGGCAGCGCCCUGCAGUACGAAGACGUGGGCACGGCCGUGGAGAACCUCCAGAAAGCCCUGAGGCUCCUCACCACUGGCAAAGAAUGAAGCCUUUGUCCUCCUCCGAUCUGAUCCCUCCCUCCAUCCCUCCAUCCCUCCUUCCUCCCUCCUUCCUUCCUUCCUUCCUUCCUUCCUUCCAUCUCGCUUCUUUUCUCCGCAGCAUCUAUCUGUCACUGAUCUGGCCCACGGCGAGUUGAAGACGCAGGCACGAAUACACACA
Sander lucioperca (pikeperch) is the source of this 981-nucleotide messenger RNA. RefSeq names its product vesicle (multivesicular body) trafficking 1 (gene vta1). The transcript has 6 exons. The record is from RefSeq and is a predicted model, not a curated record. Gene Ontology annotation, biological process: late endosome to vacuole transport via multivesicular body sorting pathway. Lineage: Eukaryota; Metazoa; Chordata; Actinopteri; Perciformes; Percidae. The coding region runs from base 15 to 809 and encodes 264 amino acids. Gene Ontology annotation, cellular component: multivesicular body.